AUGAACAUCAAGUAUCUUUUACCCCUCAUUCUUCUUCUUGUGCAAGGAACUUAUUGUUUCUGCAUCUACAAUUUCCUCACCGAUGGUAGUUCAAUAGAGGUAUAUCAAUCGCACGCCAGAGUUGACUCCGGAAAAGGGUUUGCCAAAACAAUAGAAAGUGGAGGCAAAGAAUGCUGUGCUUACACAAAUCGUGAUUGUUCUUAUCGAGGUACAAAUACUGAUCCUGCUGAUUUUGACGUUUAUUUUAAUUUUCCUCGACACAAAAGUCUCAGACAUUUAAUACAAUGUACAACAGGUAGUGGUGUUAAUGUAUUUGGUUCAGAGGGUGAUUUUUACGCUAUCUGUGUACUAGCUAAUGGUGAUCAGAAAAGAGUACCCAUCCUUCCAUACGCUGUCACCUCAUAG
Molecule: messenger RNA, 405 nt
Organism: Mucor mucedo
Lineage: Eukaryota; Fungi; Mucoromycota; Mucoromycetes; Mucorales; Mucoraceae
Exons: 3
Coding region: 1-405 (134 amino acids)
Source: RefSeq, a predicted model, not a curated record